AUAACUUGAAACCAAUCCCCUUUGAGAAGUCGACAUGUGUUGCGCGUGCGACUAUAUUUAGUUGUUGUCAUGUGGAGCGCAGGUCAGCUGUGAUCCCGCAGCAGGACACGCCUCUGGACCGAAUGGAGCGUGCGCGGUGCGUAAAGUCCGAGCUGCAGCGGAGCGCAACUUCUUUUGACCUAAUUUCACGGUUUUUGAUGAGAAGAGCUCAUCGACAUCGUUGAUUCGUGUUUAGUCGAGUAAAUGCAGCGAUGAUGCGAGAGGAAGAUCUGAUUCGGAUUGCUAAAAAUCUGGACAAGAUGGUGUCCCGAAAUAACACGGAGGACGCCAUGGACCUGCUGAGGGAACUGAGAGGUUUCAAUAUGACUCUCAAACUUCUCCAGGACACGAGAAUCGGCAUGUCUGUGAACGGCAUCAGGAAGCACUCCACGGACGAGGAAGUUAUUGCCCUGGCGAAGCUCCUCAUUAAGGAUUGGAAAAGACUUCGGGGCUCUGAGAAACCAGCUGACGUGAACAACGGUUUGGAAGCGGCAGUGUCUCCAAACAGCUUCCCCUCUGAGACACAUGGCAGGCUCUUAAAGAACAGAGGUAAAGGUGAUACUUCCUUUGUUUCUGUCAGUCACAGAAGACUUGAUGUCAAACCCAAACACGACUCAGAUCUCGACAAGAAACCCCCCGACAAAACCAGAAAAGAAAAACAUAGUGAAGAACACAAAGAUGAUAAAAAGCAUCCGGAGGAGCCCCAAAAUGAGAAACAUCCCCAAGAAAUCAGAAAAGAGAAGCAUUUAGAAAAACAAGGCGACGCGGAGGAUACUCCACUGCUGAUGGAUAACAAGAAACAGAAGCAUCGGCGAGACCUGCAGAGCGAGAGAUUCAAGCCAGAACCAGAGAGAGAAGGGUCGUCGGGAGAACCAAAGAAGAGACACAUGGAAGAAGUCAAAAGGGAAAAACGCCCUGGGGAGCCCAAGAGGCACAGCUACGCAGAUGACAUGAAGAAGGACAAACACCGAGAGGAAAACCGGCAUCGGAGGCCGAUAAGCUCCCCACAAUGGGAGAGAACGCCGAGUGAGCCCCAGAGAGAGAAACCCGCUGGUCUCAAACCAAUAUUUGAAAGGAGGGGAGUGAUGGACGGCACUGUGCUUUACCCCACGCGCUUCCCCUCUCCCCCUCGACCUGCUCGGCCUCCUCUCCCCAUCAAGCGUCCCUCUGUGGACCUGAACAAAGACAGGAAGGACAGCAAGGACUCUUCCUCCCGACAUCCUCGUCCUCUUGUUCCUCCGCCGGCCAAGCGACCUUCACUGGAAGUAAAGAAAGAGAGGAAAGCUCCACCGGACCCAAAAGCUCCAAUUGCUCCUCUUCCUCUUCACCUUCAUCCUCCUGCACCCAGAAAAGAGCCUCGUGACCCAAACGCUCCUCUUCCUCCACUUCCUCUUCACCUUCACCCCCCACCACCUCCUCCCCUGAAGCGUCCCUCACUGGAAGGGAAAAAGGAUAGCAGGAAGGAGUCGUCCGACUCUAAAGCUCCUCCACAGAAGAAGACGCCAGAUCCCGUGAAGAGAGACAGGAAAGACUCAUCGGAUAGCAAAGUGCCUAAAAAACACUCGGAGGAAGUCAAGAGUGAAAGGAAGGAUUCAUCUGACUCUAAACCGCCACUUCUCAAAAAGCCCAGUUUGGAUGUCAAAAAGGAAAAACACAGGAAGGAGUCCUGCGACUCCAAGCCUUGUCAGCCUGUGAAACGUCAAUCAACUGACUCCAAACCUGACAGACGGGAAUCCACUGAUUCAAAGAAAAGCAGCUCCCCACCAGCAAAGAAGCUGACAGUUGAAAGAAGAGAGUCUCAAGGUUCGAAGACCUCUCAGGCUGGACCUCCACUGAGGAAGCCCUCUGCUGACACCAUUGAAAGGAAGAGCAAAACCGAUACCCCUAAAACUCCCACCACCCCGACCAGCCCCAUGUCACCCAGCUUCAGUUCUGCCGGGGGCCCGCUGCCUCCUCACCUCGCUACGGGGGACUCCGUCAGAGACAAGUGCAUCGACAUGCUGGCGGCCGCCCUGCGCACGGCAGACGACUUCAAGGAUUUCAGAACCGACUGUGACAGCACGGCUGCAGAGAUUGAAGAUCAUAUCUACCAGGAGACAAAGGCCGUGGAUAUGAAAUAUAAAAACCGAGUCCGCAGCCGCAUCAGCAACCUGAAGGACCCGAAGAACCCCGGGCUUCGCAGAAACGUCCUCGCAGGAAAUAUUGACUUGAGGCGCAUUGCCACCAUGUCUGCUGAGGAGAUGGCCAGCGAUGAGCUGAAACAGCUGAGGAACGUUCUCACCCAGGAGGCCAUACGGGAGCACCAAAUGGCCAAAACUGGUGGCACCAGCACCGACCUGCUGCAGUGCGAUAAUUGCAGGAAGAGCAACUGCACUUACAACCAGGUGCAGACACGCAGUGCUGAUGAGCCAAUGACCACAUUUGUUCUGUGCAAUGAGUGUGGUUACCGCUGGAAGUUCUGCUGAUGUCUUCCAGAUGAAUCCAAUUUUUUCUUUCUGAGCAUUUCAAACUGCACUAUUUUCUAUAAUGGGGAGUUUUACAUUAUUGCAGCUUGUGGUUUUAACAGAUAAUUGUGUUCCAAUAAUUUUUACUUGAAUUUUUUUAGAUUUGUAAGCAUGUGCUAAUAAUCUGGGUUUGUUUUAUGUGAAGACUGAACACCAGUUUGAUGACCAUGGUGCUGUCAUGAUUGAAAAAGUAUCCAGUUAAUAUGCUAUCUAUUUAAAUGCAUAAUUCAUCUGUAUGAUGGCUUUUAAACGUGCAUUUAAUUAAAUAAAUGGACGAUCAGUCUUACUCAUU
Messenger RNA from Pseudoliparis swirei, 2835 nucleotides. RefSeq names its product transcription elongation factor A (SII), 3 (gene tcea3). Gene Ontology annotation, molecular function: zinc ion binding; nucleic acid binding. The coding region runs from base 252 to 2504 and encodes 750 amino acids. The record is from RefSeq and is a predicted model, not a curated record. The transcript has 21 exons. Gene Ontology annotation, cellular component: nucleus. Gene Ontology annotation, biological process: DNA-templated transcription. Lineage: Eukaryota; Metazoa; Chordata; Actinopteri; Perciformes; Liparidae.